UCCGCUCCAAACGACACUCAAGAAAAUGGACCGCCCAAAGAACAGCCCAACCGUCUCCUGCCACGUGAUGGCGGUGCCGUUCCCCGGCCGAGGCCACAUCAACCCCAUGAUGUGCCUCUGCGAAUUUCUCGCUCUGCGAAGGCAGGAUUUGCUCGUCACCUUCGUCGUCACCGAGGAAUGGUUCGGGUUCAUCGGGUCGGAUCCCAAACCCGACAACAUCCGCUUCGCGAAGAUUCCGAACGUGAUCCCCUCCGAGAGCGGCCGUGGCGCCGACCAGCCGGCCUUCUACGAGGCAGUUCUGAGGAACAUGAGGGCUCCGCUCGAGGAUCUCCUCGACCGGCUCGACACGCCGGCGAACGCCAUUGUCGCCGAUACUUACUUGGUUUGGUCGGCGGACGUCGGGACUUGGAGGAAUAUUCCGGUGGCAUCGCUAUGGACGUCGUCGGCGACGGUGUACUCGGUGUUCCGUCACUUUGAUCUCCUCGUUCGGAACCGGCAUUUCCCGGUUGACCUUAAGGCCAUGGGAAACGAGCUUGUGGACUACAUCCCAGGACUCCCUCCAACGCGCAUAGCAGACCUCCCAACUUGCCUGUACGGCAAAGGCAAUCAGAUACUCAACAAAGCCCUUGAAUCGAUUUCCACAACGGAGACCAAAGCUCAAUAUCUCCUCUUAGCUUCUCCCUACCAGCUAGAACAACAAGUCAUCGAUGCCUUAACCACAAAACUAAGCCCCUUCCCUGUUUACCACAUUGGCCCCAACAUCCCAUACUACAAACUCGACUCACCAAAUUACUCCUCUAGAAAUACUUCUCAUGCUGACCAUUUAGAGUGGCUUGAUAAGCAACCUAGAGGCUCCGUCUUGUACGCCUCGCAGGGAAGCCUCUUCUCGACGUCAAAAGCGCAGAUGGAGGAGAUCGCCUCGGGGCUAAGGGACAGCAGGGUCCGGUACUUCUGGGUGGGAAGAGAGGAGCAUUCUCGUUUGAGAGAGAAUUGUGGUGGCGGGAAUGGAAUGGUGGUUCCUUGGUGUGACCAGUUGAGGGUGUUGUGCCAUCCUUCCAUAGGCGGGUUUUGGUCACACUGCGGGUGGAACUCGACGUCGGAGGCUGCUUUUGCCGGGGUUCCGAUGCUGAAUUUCCCCAUCUAUUGGGACCAGGUGACCAACAGCAAGAUGGUGGUUGAGGAUUGGAAGAUGGGGUGGAAGGUGAAGAGAGGAUUCGGAGAUGAGGAGGUUUUGGUGGGGAGACAGGAGAUUGCGGGGAUUGUGAAGAGGUUUAUGGAUGUGGAGAAAGAAGAGGAGGUGAGGGAUAUGAGGAGGAGAGCUUGUGAAUUGAGGGAUACUUGCCGGCGAGCGGUUGGCAAAGGAGGUUCUUCUGAUGCACAUAUUGAGGCCUUUCUGAAUGAUUUAUAUCAGAAUGCGAAUAAACCUUGAGUAUAUUGGAUGACCGUAGAGGAAAAUUUCUUCUUCCAUAUGUAUGUUGCCAUAUAACCAUGCAGAAGAAUCGUGUACUAGAAUAAGUAAGAAGAAAUGGAAAGGACGUGCGAGUAACAGAUCAUCUAUGUAUGUUACAAUAUAUAUGCACUAAAUUUCUUCACAUUGUCAUUUUCUUUUUUCUAGUUUUCAAUAUAUAUGAUCAA
Morus notabilis is the source of this 1635-nucleotide messenger RNA. RefSeq names its product UDP-glycosyltransferase 87A1. Gene Ontology annotation, molecular function: UDP-glycosyltransferase activity. Lineage: Eukaryota; Viridiplantae; Streptophyta; Magnoliopsida; Rosales; Moraceae. Bases 26 to 1429 code for a protein of 467 amino acids. The transcript has 2 exons. The record is from RefSeq and is a predicted model, not a curated record.